This is a messenger RNA of Solanum lycopersicum (tomato), 1774 nucleotides long. RefSeq lists its product as uncharacterized. Gene Ontology annotation, biological process: maturation of SSU-rRNA from tricistronic rRNA transcript (SSU-rRNA, 5.8S rRNA, LSU-rRNA). The record is from RefSeq and is a predicted model, not a curated record. NCBI's taxonomy places the organism in Eukaryota, Viridiplantae, Streptophyta, Magnoliopsida, Solanales, Solanaceae. Gene Ontology annotation, cellular component: nucleolus; 90S preribosome.
UGUUGCUAAUUUGGGUGACUUCACUGUGAAAUUCAUGUAUUUUUGUGUUUCAAACGAGGUUAUAGUUAGGUCAAUUUCUAUUUAAUGAAUUCUGCCAUGUUUAGUCUGUUUGUUGGCGAGAAUUUCUCCUGUUUAUUUUUUUUAAAAAAAAAAUCAGCGAUUGUAUUGAUGUAACUUCGUUUUUGUUGGAUCUGUUUGUGCGACUUGCUUUCUUGUGAAAGCUUACCCAGUUUGGUUUUGCUCUGCACGUGUAUGUAUGUAUAUAUGUAUAUAUGUAUGUAAUUCUGUUAAAUUGUUUGAAUAUCGCAAUUCAAUGUGUAAAGUAGGAAUAAGGAGAAGUUUGUCGAAAAUGAAUUGUUUUUUAUUGCCUUUUGCUUUUACAGGUUAUUUAUAUUAGUGAACUUAGCAAGAUGAGUGCUAGACCUUUCUAGGUUUUGAUGUAUGUAGGCCUUUAUGAGUUGAUGUAUGUAGUAAAAUAGAAUGUCAUGUUCGGGAAGACAUAUUGUGUUGUCUUUUUUCAAUUUCUCUUUGGAAGAUUGGAGCUUUGCCCCUUUUAAAUGAAUGCAAGCUGUUGAAUUAAUUGACUGAAAGUCCGUGGGAGUAGGGGACGUGCUUAGUGAAACAUGGAGAUGUUACGCGCACAUCCUAUACUAGUUACAAGUGAUCAAAAUCUGGUGGUAGGCUUAGACCGGGGAUUUGUGCUUGUUUGAGGUAGCAGGCUGCUUGAUGGAUAAGUCGAGCUGUCACGAUGUAAUCAAAGUUCUCAACUUCUUAUACUCUAGUGAAAUCAAAUUGUUGAGAUGAGGAAAGAUAGGCCAGCUGUUGCAAGUUCAAGUAAAAUAAGAUUCGAUGACUCUGAUGAACAUGAAUCUUCAUCUGAAGAUGAGGAGGAGAAGGGGAUUGAGGAGGAGCUUGCUGAUGUGACCUUUGAAGAAUUGCAGAGAGCACGGUCUGAUGGAUCAGCUACAGUGUAUAGGAAGCUUAAUUCGGAAGGAAAAAGUAGCCGAGCUAACAAGAACAGGCCAAUGGAAAUGAGUAGCAAAAAACCAGUAAGCCGAUUUAGGGAAAUAAUCCAAGUUCCUAAAAGGGCCACUCGUGACCCUCGCUUUGAGUCUUUAAAUGGCCAGGUAGAUGAAGAAGGGUUCAAAAAGAGAUACAAUUUCCUUUAUGAGGAUAAUCUUCCAGCAGAAAAAGAGGAUCUGAAGAAACAGAUGAGGAAAUCAAAUGACCCAGAAGAGAGAAAUGAACUGAAAAGUCGUGUUUCUUGGAUUGACAAACAAUUGAAAUCGGCAGGAGUGAAGCACACUGAGAAAGAGAUUCUGGCAGAGCACAAGAAGAAAGAGAGGGAAGCUGCUAAGCAAGGAAAACGACCUUAUUAUCUCAAAAAAUCUGAAAUUCAGAAACUCAAACUUAUUGAGAAAUACAAGUCACUCAAAGAAGCUGGCAAACUGGAAUCAUAUAUUGAGAAGAAAAGGCGCAAGAAUGCUGCGAAAGACCACAGAUUCUUGCCAUAUCGGCGCCCUGGUGAGCAAGAAAACUAGUGAAAUGACAUGUUUGUAUGCUGUAGCAAAUUUGUUUGCUUUGUUUUUCUCCUCACAAAUAUGUAGAGAGCUUGCUUUUUAAGCAUGACCAUGUGCCUUUUCUUUUGUUAUCGUUCAGCUGAUUUCUAUGAACUUAUAGUGGCUAUACUAGCUGUAUUCAGAGCUUGACAGAGAUGGUUGAAUUAUAGUAUUCACCCAUAACAAUACAAUCGAGCAGUCCAUCCUUCAAGUGA